Mesorhabditis spiculigera is the source of this 225-nucleotide messenger RNA. The record is from the annotation of a GenBank genome assembly. NCBI's taxonomy places the organism in Eukaryota, Metazoa, Nematoda, Chromadorea, Rhabditida, Rhabditidae.
AUGAAAUUCUGGGUUCUGUUGCUACUGGCGGUCCUUGCUGUUGCUGUGGAUUCGUGCAAGACCGACCGCCGCUGCCCGAAGGGAAAUUACUGUGAACAAAAUGGCCAGACUCUCGAGGGGCGCUGCGAGCUACUAGAAAGCGGCCGGUGCGUGAACAAGGACGACUGCCCUCCGCAUUUGGGUAAAUGUCUCCUACGUGAGGAGGGGAAACCCGGGAUGUGCUUG